Molecule: messenger RNA, 645 nt
Organism: Manis pentadactyla (Chinese pangolin)
Lineage: Eukaryota; Metazoa; Chordata; Mammalia; Pholidota; Manidae
Product: olfactory receptor 1L3-like
Biological process (GO): G protein-coupled receptor signaling pathway
Cellular component (GO): membrane
Molecular function (GO): olfactory receptor activity; G protein-coupled receptor activity
Source: RefSeq, a predicted model, not a curated record
AUGUAUUUCUUCCUGAGCACCUUGUCCUUGGCUGAUGUUUGCUACCCAACAGUCAUCAUUCCCAAGAUGUUAGUGAACUUCCUGUCCGAGGCAAAGACAAUCUCCUAUGCUGAAUGUCUGGCACAGAUGUAUUUCUUCCUGGUCUUUGGAAUAGACAGUUGGCAUCUCCUGGCAGCUAUGGCCACUGACCGCUAUGUAGCCAUCUGUAACCCCUUCACUAACUAUGUCACUGUUAUGAACCACAGAUCCUGUAGGUUGCUUCUGGCCUUCUCCAUAGCUGUCUCCCACCUCCACUCCCUCCUACAUGUCCUCCUGGUGAAUCGGCUCACCUUUUGUGCAUCAAAGGUUAUCCAACACUUUUUCUGUGAUGUCAACCCUGUUCUGAAACUGGCCUGCUCUCCUACCUCUGUCAAUGAAGUUGUGGCCAUAACAGAAGGGCUGGCCUCUGUGGUGGCCCCGUUUGUCUGCAUCAUCACCUCUUACCUAAGAAUCCGCACUGCUGUCCUCAACAUUCACUCAGCCGCGGGAAAACACAAGGCCUUCUCCCCCUGCAGCUCCCAUCUCACUGGGGUGACCCUGCUUUAUGGGACCAUUAGCUAUGUCUAUUUCCAGCCCUGUCCCGCUAUACUGUCAAGGACUGAAUAG